AUGUUGUUGGAAGAGGAAAAGAACCAGUUGCUGGUUCAUCUCAAACACAUACUUAAUGCUGGCAGUGUUUGUUUUUUGGAGUCAUUUGUAUAUAUAGAUCAACAAUGGCUCACUUUUUUGGUGUUGCUGUAUCGUGCAACUUGUUUUGGUGGUCCUGUUUCGUUCUCGUGGCAUCUGCAGCAGCAAAAUGUAGUUGUUUUUUGGUGGUCCUGUUUCUUUUUGGUGGCAUCUGCUGUUUCGUCCUGUUUCGUUUUGGUGGUCCUGUUUUUUUCUGCAGCAGCAAAAUCUGUUAGUGGAUCAAAAUCUAGUUGUGAUACUUCAGCUGUUUUACCCUAG
Molecule: messenger RNA, 336 nt
Organism: Lathyrus sativus (Indian pea)
Lineage: Eukaryota; Viridiplantae; Streptophyta; Magnoliopsida; Fabales; Fabaceae
Source: the annotation of a GenBank genome assembly